AUGUUCAAUCAGAAACUCAUGAGCCGUAAAGGGUACAACUUGCGUGAAAGAGCUAGCGCUGCGUCGGAUGCUGGAUCUGCUGCAUUGCAUGGCAGGAGAAUUACAAGAAGUCUUCGCUCUUCGGUAGCUGGACAGGGAAACCAGGUUGACGAAAUGCAUAGCGAUGUCACUGGUCGUAAUCGUCGAGUAGUGCGUGCCGAACGAGCAUCACCUUUGCCUGAUGUCGAAUGGGAGAGCGAUGCCAUGUUCCGUGGUGUGGCACAAAAUCGAAAUCGUCUACAGGCGACCGCUACUCCACCGAUAGAUUUCUCCCUCGAAUUCAGCACUGUCCAUCAGACCGCCAUCGCAACCAACCGCUGGCUCAUAAUAGCAUUUGUUCGUGAGAGGCUUGAAGUGAUGCCUCCGAGUCUUCCAUUGUUGCGUAAUCCAACUUUUCAACGAACCUUAGCACGCCACAGUUACGUUACUGAGCUCAACGCCAAUAAGCUAGAAGGCCUGCGCAUGGCUAACAAUUAUGACGUUGAAGAAUUCCCUUCAAUGGUUGUUCUUGACCCACGCGAUUUGUCGGAGGUUUAUAGAUUCGAUAGAGGAAUAUUGGCAAACAUAGAUGUAUUCUUCAAUGAACUUAACCAUUUCUUCACUGCCUAUCCCACCUACGAAACGAGGGAUGAUGCCGUUCGCGCCAGAGCUAGAAGAGAUUCCAACCAUUCGCCUCGUGAUGCGGCCGGGCUAAGCAGCUUUGCACGUAAACGCCAGAGUACCGCUUUCCUGAAUCGCUCACCUAAGAGGGGCAAGCGUGAUGACAAAGAUGAAACUCUUCUUGCAAAUGAGGCGGGCGCCAUGAGCAUGGUGGAUAAAGAUGAUUGGAAAAAUAUGAUAGCGCCAAACGGUGUUCCAUGUGUUCUACGUCUUCGUUUUCCCAACGACCUUGGGAGCCGUACUGAAACAAUUGAAGUCAAUCUUAAUACGAAAUUGGCUGCUGUCUUUGCGUUUAUUCACGCUCAAGGUUUUUCUCCUUCGCGCCACAUGUUUGUGUUGUCGUUUCCGCGUCGUCAGCUCACGAUCAAGCAUAAAAACAGGACGCUCGAAGAACUUGGUUUUACUAAGUCGGAGAUGAUCCAUGUCGAAGAAAUUUUUGCCGACGGCGCCGCGGAAAGCGCACCUUUCAAAGGCCCUAAUGCCUAA
Messenger RNA from Haemonchus placei, 1185 nucleotides. The record is from the annotation of a GenBank genome assembly. NCBI's taxonomy places the organism in Eukaryota, Metazoa, Nematoda, Chromadorea, Rhabditida, Trichostrongylidae.